This is a messenger RNA of Doryrhamphus excisus (bluestripe pipefish), 1799 nucleotides long. The record is from RefSeq and is a predicted model, not a curated record. NCBI's taxonomy places the organism in Eukaryota, Metazoa, Chordata, Actinopteri, Syngnathiformes, Syngnathidae.
UCCAAGUUCGAAGAGACGGCUAACUUAGCAACACUCGGUGUGUGUCCGGUGGAGUCGAACAUGUUGAGGGACCUGAUAAGGGAGCGACUCAUGGCGGCAGCUGAUGAAAUAUUCGGCCUGCUCGAAAGAACGAUGGCGUCCUACGAGGAGGAACUUUGUCGAACGAAAGAACAGAACGAGCGACAACGACGACAACUGGAAGGUGCUAGCAAGACUCACACCGGGCGACGAAUCGAGGACGUCCAGCAGCUGGUUGCUGCUCAAGGAGUUUCCCUUCAGCCGCAGUGGGGCCGCUCUGCUUUGAAGCGGGAGGAUCCCCGGCCCCCCAGCGUUAAAAAGGAAGAGGGUCCCCGGCCCCCCAGCGUUAAAAAGGAAGAGGGUCCUCGGCCCCCCAGUGUUAAAAAGGAAGAGGGUCCCCGGCCCCCCAGCGUUAAAGAGGAAGAGGAUCCCCGGCCCCCUAGCGUUAAAAAGGAAGAGGGUCCCCAGCCCCCCAACGUUACAGAGGAAGAGGGUCCCCAGGCCCCCAACGUUACAGAGGAAGAGGGUCCCCAGGCCCCCAACGUUAAAGAGAAAGAGGGUCCCCAGCCCCCCCACGUUAAAGAGGAAGAUGAGGAGCUAAGCAUCAGUCGGGAGGGAGAGUGUCUUCUCGGGCCGGAGGAGGCCGAUCUCACUGAGCUGCCAAUCACCGGUGUCUCUGUGAAGACGGACGGCCAAGAAGAGAAACCACGAGCAGACCACCUCUUGGCUCCGCUAUCAGAUCGUGACGCCACACCUCCUGAGGCCCAAGAACCUUUGAGCAGCGGCGAUGUUUGGACUCACACUGGCAACAAACGCCCUGAAUGCUCACGAACGGAGACGGGUAAAAAGCGCUUGACCUGCUCGGUUUGCGGCGAGAGCUUUUCUUUUAAGAGCUAUUUGACCCGACACAUGUGGACACACACGGGAGAAAAACCGUACAGCUGCUCAGUUUGCGGUAAAAGAUUCCCUCGCAAGUCAAACAGCGUGAGACACAUGAGGACUCACACGGGAGAAAAACCUUUUCGCUGUGCAUUUUGUGGUAAAGGAUUCUCUCAGAAUACGGUCAUGAUAUCACACAUGAGGACGCACACUGGAGAAAAACCCUUUAGUUGCUCAUUUUGUGGGAAAAGAUUCUCUCGUAAGGCGUAUGUGGUGUCACACAUGAGAACGCACACGGCAGAAAAACCAUACUCUUGUUCACUUUGAGUUAAAUCGUUCACACAGCACACCAACGUCUUGUGGGUAGGAUAUCAAAACGUGAGUGCAAUAAAUUGGACAAUGACUUUUUUGGACUACUUUUGUCCAAUGAAAAUACAUCUACGGCUGUAUUUUAUCCAUCAGAGAAUGAUGUAUUAUCUUGUUUUUUUUCUAAAAUGAAUAAGCUAAAGAGAGUAAUAGAAUGGGUAAAGUGUCAAAAUUUGAUGGAUGGCCCCCUGGGGAAACCAGGUGACCUUUUGACCCCGGUAUGUUUUUCCAACCCUGUCAAAAUGACAUUUAUGACCCCCCAGGGCACCCCAUGGGCGGCAUCGCAUGUGAUUUAUGACCCCCCAGGGGUGACAUUGUUUCCUUUGCUGUCGAUAUGACACCAUCGCAUGUGAUUUACGACCCCCCAGGGGCGAUAUCGUUUCCUUUGCUGUAGAUAUGACGGCAUCGUCUUGUGAUUUACGACCCCCCAGGGUGGCAUCGCACCCGCCGCCGCAGCUGUAUCAGGAUAUGACGUCAUCACCCAGCCAAGGCCUAGCAUCAAAAACACCGGAAAUCAAAGGAUAAUUCGGAUUAAA